Molecule: messenger RNA, 243 nt
Organism: Racocetra persica
Lineage: Eukaryota; Fungi; Glomeromycota; Glomeromycetes; Diversisporales; Gigasporaceae
Source: the annotation of a GenBank genome assembly
AUUUCUGUUUUACAGGGGUGUGGACGUGAGCUGCGUCGAUGGUCUUUAAAAGCUGGGUAUGAUACAAUCAUUGAUAGGGACAUUGUCUUGUGUAAUAGUGAUAUAUUUUACGAGAGAAUCUCUAGAGAUUGGCCAGAUCGAUUUGUCAUGGUUGAGCCAUUUGUUGUGUGUGGCAAGUGUCUCAUAGCGCCUGAUGAUGGCCUCGUAUGUCUUCUUGGUGGGGUUUGGGAUGUUGAGGAGUGA